Molecule: messenger RNA, 1538 nt
Organism: Lolium rigidum
Lineage: Eukaryota; Viridiplantae; Streptophyta; Magnoliopsida; Poales; Poaceae
Product: probable transcriptional regulator SLK2
Exons: 6
Coding region: 221-1450 (409 amino acids)
Biological process (GO): negative regulation of transcription by RNA polymerase II; positive regulation of transcription by RNA polymerase II
Cellular component (GO): nucleus; transcription regulator complex
Source: RefSeq, a predicted model, not a curated record
AAUAAUAACUAGAACAAAACCUGAAGCACGAGACCGGAGGAGCAGCAGGAAGAGGAAGCGGCCGAACCAGCACAAAAUCUGAAGCACGGAACGGAACGGAGCUCGCUCGGUCGCGCGCGAGCGAAAAUAUUUGAAGAUCCUUGGUAGUUUCCACUGACGUUCUUUCCCAUCAAGCAAGAUUCAUCAAGGUGAUGGUUCAGUCUCAACCCUGCUGACCUCCAUGUCCGGGGCUCCACGCUCCAACCUUGGACUAGUUCCCAGGGAUAUGAAUGGUAGCCUUCCAGUUAGUACUACGAAUUCCUCUGGGCCGAGUAUCGGUGUUAGCUCUUUGGUGACCGAUGGCAACUCAUCACUUUCCGGAGGUGCCCACUUUCAGCAAAGUACAAGCAUGAAUGCUGAUUCAUUCAUGCGCCUUCCUGCCUCCCCGAUGUCGUUUUCGUCCAAUAACAUCUCUGGCUCUUCAGUCAUCGAUGGCUCCAUCAUGCAGCAAAGUCCACCUCAAGAGCAGAUGCAGAAGCGGAGAUCAUCUAGUGUAACAUCUCAACCUGUGAUUGGUCCUGCUGCCGCAUUUCAUGCUCAUGCUCAGAAGAAGCCAAGAGUUGAUAUUCGGCAAGAUGAUAUUCUCCAACACCAGUUGAUUCAACAGCUGCUCCAAGGCCAGAGCUCUCUUCAGCUCCAGGGCCAACAUAACCCACAGCUGCAAGCCUUGCUCCGGCAACAAAAACUGCUACAAUAUCAGCAACAGCAGCAACAUCAGUUGUCGCAGCAAUUUCCUCAGCUUCAGCAAUCUCAAGUUGCCAUACCUCUGCAGCCACAGUUGAGGCCGCCGCUAGCACAGCCGGCAAUGCAGCUAGCUGGACCUGUUAGGACUCCCGUCGAGAGCGGGCUUUGUUCUCGAAGGUUAAUGCAGUAUUUAUAUCACAAGCGUUACCGGCCAGAGAAUAAUCCCAUAACAUACUGGAGGAAGCUUAUUGAUGAAUAUUUUUCCCCACGAGCAAGAGAAAGAUGGUGUGUGUCAUCAUAUGACAAGAGAGGGAAUACUUCAGCUGCUAUUCCGCAGAUUUCUCAGGACACGUGGCGUUGUGAAAUUUGUAAGACACAUGCAGGGAAAGGAUACGAGGCAACCUGUGAAAUACUUCCUAGACUCUGCCAAAUUAGAUUUGACCAUGGUGUUAAGGAUGAAUAUCUAUUCCUUGACAUGCCCAAUGAAUUCCGGUUGCCCAAUGGACUGCUGCUCCUGGAGCAUACUAAAGUUGUUCUGAAGAGUAUCUAUGAGCACCAACAUGUCACACAUGAGGGGCAUCUGAGAAUAAUAUUCACCCCAGAACUAAAGAUUAUGUCCUGGGAGUUCUGUUCACGGCGACAUGACGAGUAUAUAACUCGCAAGUUUCUAACAGAACAGGUAGAGUUUAUAGACCAGUAUGCGCUUCCUGUUUCAUUUCCUAUUUGAUUAACAUUUGGUUGAAAGGCUGCAUAUGGUUUGAUUAGGUGUCGCUUACAUAUACACAAGUCUUUGAUGCCUGGCAUCUUUUCAUUUA